Molecule: messenger RNA, 4660 nt
Organism: Oncorhynchus masou masou (cherry salmon)
Lineage: Eukaryota; Metazoa; Chordata; Actinopteri; Salmoniformes; Salmonidae
Product: zinc finger protein 436-like
Exons: 2
Coding region: 219-1805 (528 amino acids)
Biological process (GO): regulation of transcription by RNA polymerase II
Molecular function (GO): RNA polymerase II cis-regulatory region sequence-specific DNA binding; DNA-binding transcription factor activity, RNA polymerase II-specific
Source: RefSeq, a predicted model, not a curated record
CCUCCGUAGCUUGCUGGCCAAAAUAGUCGAAAGAUUCAAGCUAUUUAUACGCUUUCGGUGUAUAUUAUCUACUGUGUUUUAGACACACUUAUGUCGUAUCUACUUGUUAACCUAUUUCAUUUAAUAUUACAUUAUUUUAUAUUAGUCAGCUAUAGUAGCUGGCUGGUUAAGUUAGCACUAGCCUAGUUGCUACUGCUAGCUAGCUAACAUCCCCGAACAUGAGCUCCCUAAACUACUCCCCUCCUGUUAAAGAAGAGGGGGUCCGCUGGAUGGAGAAAGAAGCUCUGGGACUGAACAUUGUCGUGAAAGAGGAGAAGGAAGAGGAGGAUGUCACAGUAAAACAAGAAGUCGAGGCUGAGGCUGUUACAGUGAAAGAAGAGAAAGAUGUUUCAGUGAAAGAUGAGGAAGACUCGUUCAGAGUGAAAGAGGAAGAGGAUGUCACAGUAAAAGAAGAGGAGGAAGAGAAUGCAGUUUUUGGAGUGAAGAAGGAAGGGGAGAUUACUGUCACAUUGAAAGACGAAGAGGUGGAGAUAGAAGAUCUGAUUAACACCAGAGAGAGACCAGACUCUCCCUCUGACAGCGGGAAGAGUCCUUCAGGGGAACCAGACCCAGGGAAGAGUCCUUCAGGGGAACCAGACCCAGGGAAGAGUCCUUUAUGGGAAUCGGACCCAGAGACGCCCAAAGCAACAGGAGGACAUCACUGCUCCCGCUGUGAAAAGAGUUUUACCAAGUUAGGGAGCCUGAAGAAACAUGAGAGGACACACACAGGAAAAAAGACUUUCCAAUGUUCUCAGUGUGGAAAAGGUUUUCUUUGGUUAUAUCACCUGAAUAGGCAUGAAAGGACACACACAGGGGAAAAACCUUUCCAAUGCUCCCAGUGUGGAAAGAGUUUUAACGAAUUAGGGUACCUAUUAAUACACAAGAGAAUACACUCUGGAGAGAAGCCUUACCACUGCUCCAAAUGCGGAAUGACUUUUACCUGGUUAGGGAGCCUGAAAACGCACGAGAGAAUACACACUGGAGAAAAUCCUUUCCAAUGUUCCCACUGUGGAAAGAAUUUUACCCAGUUAGGGAACCUAAAUCGGCACAAGAGGACACACACAGGAGAGAAGCCUUACCAAUGCUCUCAGUGUGGAAAGAGUUUUAGGGGUUUAGUGAGCCUGAAACAGCAUAAGAGAAUACACACAGGAGAGAAGCCGUAUCACUGUUCCCAGUGUGGAAAGAGUUUUAGAUGGUUAGGGACCUUGAAAAUGCAUGAGAGGACACACACCGGAGAAAAACCGUACCAAUGCACCGUGUGUGGAAAGAGAUUUACCCAGUUAAAGUCCAUGAAAUUACACGGGAGAAUACAUACAGGAGAGAAGCCUUACCACUGCUCCCACUGUGGAAUGGCUUUUACCUGGUUAGUAAACAUGAAAACUCACGAGAGAAUACACACAGGAGAGAAGCCUUAUCAAUGUUCCCAGUGUGGAAAGAAUUUUAGGGGUUUAGUGAACCUGAAACAGCAUGAGAGGACACACCCACAAGAAAAGCCUUACCAAUGCUCCCUGUGUGGAAAGAGUUUUACCAAGUUAGGGGGUCUGACAAGGCAUGAGAGGACACACACAGGGGGGGAUAAGACAUACCACUGCUCCCUGUGCGGAAAGACAUUUAACAGGUUAAGGCAUCUGAAUAAGCAUGAAAGAAUACAUACACAGGAGGAGAAGACAUACCACUGCUCUCAAUGCGAAAAGACAUUUUCCCAGUCAGAGGACCUGAAAUCACAUGAGAGAAUAGAGAGGCUGUGUUCUGACUUAUGUUUUUGACUUGAGAAUUUGUGUUUUUGUUUAUGCCGCAUUAAAUCAUAUUGUUUAUAUGAAGUCUUAAACAAAAAAGGUUUACUUAAAAAAAAAGUUUGGUUCAUGUCUAAAAUGAGAUACAUUGAUAUUUUGUAGACAAGUGUACAGGUUUCAGAACAUCUCAUAGUAAUAGGAGUCUAUCUCCUGUUUCUGGACAGGACUCUAGUCUAUAGAGUACCACAGUAUAGUAACAGGAGUCUAUCUCUUGUUUCUGUAGUGAGGCAGCUUGAUGUCCUUCCCCUGGACAAGAUGGCUGUGUUAAUAUUUUACUGCUCCCCUUUAAUUAUUUGUUACUUUUAUUUCUUAUUCAAAUUCAUUUUUUUUUCAACUGAAUUGUUGAUUAGGGCUUGUAAGUAAGCAUUUCACUGUAAGGUGCAUGUGUGUGUUCGGUGCAUGUGACAUAAUAUUAAGUUGUUAUAUAGAUUAAUGGAAUUUUGCAUUUCUUGAUUCCAGCCUUGAAACCUCUUGAAUUGGAUUUGUUAUAUGAAAAACUAUUGCUAAAUUAAUUUGAUUGAAUUCGGUUGCAGAUAAACAUAUUAGCACCAUUGUAAUUUUUCUUAAAUAAUGACCUAUUUCUUCUAAAAUAAGUUGAAAUUGAUGGUCUCCACACCUUAUAGUAUUUUCAACAUUGCAGAACCAAUACAUUUUUUGUUAACUUAAGUUCACACUCGGCUAAUUCAGCCACACCCAUUGCUGACAGGUGUAUAAAAUCGAGCACACAGCAAUGCAAUCUCCAUAGACAAACAUUGGCAUUAGAAUGGCCUUACUGAAUUUCAACAUGGCACUGUCAUAGUAUGCCACCUUUCCAACAAGUCAGUUUGUCAAAUUUCUGCCAUGCUUGAGCUGCCCCGGUCAACUGUAAGUGCUCUGCCAAAAAGUGGUAGGCCACACAAGCUCACAGAACAGGACCGCUGAGUGCUGAAGCGCGUAGCACUUAAAAAUCGUCUGUCCUCGGUUGAAACACUCACUACUACCGAGUUCCAAACUGCCUCUGGAAGCAACGUCAGCACAAUAACUGUUUGUCAGGAGCUACUUGACUAUCCACACAUGACGCACACACUGCAGCCUAGCCUGAAAAUAUUUUUGAUAUCUAGGAAUGUUCUGACAAAUAUUUCCGGGCUCCGCUGGCAUGGAAUCUCCCAGGACAAACAUCCAUGCACUCCUCCCGGAGGUUAUAACAACACAACAUCAAACACCAUAAAUACACAACUUGAUGGAACCACAUGAAAAGGUUGGGAACAUGUUUUCAUUGGCCAGUGAGGUUAAGCCCUCGUCACAGCUACAACUUAUUUAUCAGAAUUCCUGCUGUAAAAAUAUCUACAUUAUUUCUGAUACCCACAACUCAACUGCACCACGCAAGUUUGAUAAGAUUUAUGUUUGGUUUGUUAAAAUAGAAUCUUCAGUCUUGGGUCCCUGCAUUUAAAAAAAUGUCUUUACUUUUGAUAUUGAAUACUUUUUGAAUAUUUUUUUUGAGGAAGAGCUUGCAGGUAACAGGGUGUUUAUACUAUUGGUAAAACAUGUGGAUAACCACGCUAGCUUCGCUCUCGUGUGGUGCUAGCAAGUAUAAUAGGUAGUGCUAGGUAUCAACAGCCUCCUGAGUGGCGCAGCACUGCAUUGCACUACAGAUCCGGGUUUGAUCCCGGGCUGUGUCGCAGCCGGCCACAACCGGGAGACUCAUGAGGCGGUACACAAUUGGCCCAGCGUCGUCGGGAUAGGGGAAGGUUUCGCCGGCUUGGAUGCCAUUGUCCCACCGAUCAUCAGAUAUAAAUGAUAGUUUUACAGUCUAAGCCCUGUCAGGGGGGGGGGUUCUUCUAAACUAUAUGGAAUUGUUUUAAGAAGGUUUAAACAACAUGAAGGGCUUCCCCAGUAUAGUGCUGUUUUAAGAAGGUUAUACCAAGGAUAAUUUUGAACUGUAAGACUCAUGGAAGUAUUAACAAAAAAUAUUUAAAAGUUAUUUUAUGUAAAAAAUUAUUUGGCCAUACUGUUAUAACCAUGGUAACACAUUGGAUAACAGUCACAGCAUGGAACAACAGUAACCAUAGUAACACAUUGGAUAACAUUCACAACAUGGAACAACCGUAACCAUAAUAACAUUGUUUCCCCCAGAACAUCUAAAGGAAGUUUGUUCUGAAGUGUCUGUCCUGAAUCUGAGAGAUACAUGUCUUUAACCUCUUAUUUAUGUCACUAAAGUCUUUCCACAUUUUGUUACGUUACAGCCUUAUUCUACAAUGUAUUAAAAAAAUACAAAUCCUCAUCAAUCUACACACAAUACCCCAUAAUGACAAAGAGUAAACAAGUUUGGAGAAAAAAAUAAACAUUUAUGAAAAAUAAAAAAACAGAAAUACCUUAUUUACAUAAGUAUUCAGUCCGUUUGCUAUGAGACUUGAAAUUGAGCUCCAGUGCAUACUGUUUCCAUUGAUUAUCGUUGAGAUGUUUCUACAAUUUGAUUGGAGUCCUCCUAUGGUAAAUUCUGAGUGCUGUAUCAGAUGACCUGGCCUCAACCCAAUUGAGAUGGUUAGGGAUGAAUUGGACCACAGAGUGAAGGAAAAGCAGCCAACAACUGUUCAGCAUAUGUGGGAACUCCUUCAAGACUGUUGGAAAAGCAUUCCAGGUGAAGCUGGUUGAGAGAAUGCCAAGAGUGUGCAAAGCUGUCAUCAAGGCAAAGGGUGGCUACUUUGAAAAAUCUAAAAUAUAUUUUUAAUUGUUUAACACUUUUUUCGUUACUACAUGACUCCAUAUGUGUUAUUUCAUGGUUUUGAUGUCUUCACUAUUAUUCUACAAUGUAGAAAAUUGUAAAAAAUAAAGAAAAACCCUUCAAUGAC